AGGUUUUCCAAUUCUCACAUUUUCUCAUUUCAAUUCUAUCUCGUGAUUUAACAAAAUUCGUUUUGAAGGACACCGCCCAACAUUUAUCUCGAUUCAUCCAUUUUCAACUGCUUAUCCAAAUAUACAAUAUGAACCAGAAGGAACGAGAAUUUGUUGAUUAUCUUCGCCACGAGUGCAAAGAUCUCCUCACUGAAUACUACGAUACCGACUUCAACCUUCUCAGAUGGGCGCAAGGAUACGGUUUUGAUAAAGAUGAGGCUCUCGCUGAACUUCGUAGACAUCUUCGCUUUCGUCAGUACUACGACCUCGAUAAUAUUUUGACAAAUGUACCAGAUCAUCCAAUUCUCAAAAAGUACUUCCCACUUGGUCUAGUCGGUGAAACUGGAAAAGACAAUCAACUUCUCGUGAUUGAAUGUGCCGGUCGAAUUGAUUUGAUGGGAAUCCUGAAAUCUGUUCAUCUUUCUGAUUUUUUGAUUCAAAGAUUCAAGUUCCAAGAAAAAAUGUUGGCAGCAAUGAAUGAAAUGGAAAGAAAAUAUGGAACACAAUGUUCAGUAAUCUAUAUUUUAGAUUUAGAAGGACUUAAAUUCGAUCCAGCAUUGAUUAGUAUUGUCACAGGACCGUACAGAAUUCUUUGGGCAUCUGUAUACACAGCAUAUCCAGAAUGGAUAAAUACCCUAUUUUUAAUAAAUGCUCCAUCAUUCAUGACUCUUUUAUGGAAAGCCAUUGGACCACUUCUACCUGAAAGAACUCGAAACAAAGUUCGUAUUUGUUCGGGAAACUCGGAUUGGAAGACAUCAGUUCAAAAGCACGCACACAUCGACAAUAUUCCAAAACACUGGGGUGGAACUCUAGUCGAUAAAAACGGUGACGGAAUGUGCCGUGACAUUUUGAAUAUUCCAUUUGACUCAAUCCCACAAGAGCUCUAUUGGACACCAACUCACGAGACUCCUGCCAUCAAGGACCUCGUGUGCACUAAUAUUGGACCCGGAAAAUCGGCCGUUUUCACGUACACAGUUGACAAAAGUGUCACCGAACCGGUUUAUAUUGUUAUCAACAGAUUUUGCGAUCGAACAUUUGGAAUGGGUAUUUGGCAUGGAGAUGAUGAAUGUUUAGAGAUUGAUGAAAUGAAUGAAUUGGCUCCAGAUUUUGAUUAUCCAGGAAUGCCCACUGUUGAUUAUCUGCGUCUUCGAAUGCCAGGCGCCGGAGUUUAUAAGAUCAAAUGGGGAAAUGAGCAAGCUUGGAUCCGAUCGUUAACCCUUUAUCAUAGAGUUCGAUUUCAAAAUGAGCAUAAAGAAAAUGUCAAGUAUAUGGAAGUGUGAUUAAACAUUAACAGUUGUUCUUUGAAAUUUCAUUCUUAAAUAUUCAAUCCAAUACAUGUAGAACGUUUGCGUUGUUGUGUACAUAAAUAAAUAAAUUUAAAUAAUUGAAU
Messenger RNA from Caenorhabditis elegans, 1429 nucleotides. RefSeq names its product CRAL-TRIO domain-containing protein (gene H41C03.1). The transcript is spliced from 7 exons. Bases 129 to 1319 code for a protein of 396 amino acids. Lineage: Eukaryota; Metazoa; Nematoda; Chromadorea; Rhabditida; Rhabditidae. The record is from RefSeq and is marked reviewed.